Messenger RNA from Octopus sinensis (East Asian common octopus), 19867 nucleotides. RefSeq lists its product as uncharacterized. Gene Ontology annotation, molecular function: calcium ion binding. Gene Ontology annotation, cellular component: plasma membrane. The coding region runs from base 298 to 15570 and encodes 5090 amino acids. NCBI's taxonomy places the organism in Eukaryota, Metazoa, Mollusca, Cephalopoda, Octopoda, Octopodidae. The record is from RefSeq and is a predicted model, not a curated record. The transcript has 24 exons. Gene Ontology annotation, biological process: homophilic cell-cell adhesion.
GUUAUAGACCAAAAUAUAUUUCACUUUAGAUCAAAAACAAUCUUCAUUUAUAAGGAAAAAUAAUUUUUGAAUAUAUAUAUACAAUAUACAAAGUUAAAUAGAAUUCCCUAACAUGAAACUGCUACCCAACUAUGACUCACAAAUCUACACAACCAAGAUACUGCUAUUGUAGCAUUAUUACAGCAGCAGUUACACUGGAACACUACGCCAUGAUGAAUGUCUUCUCUAAGGGACAAGAACAAAGGAUUAAGCAAAAUAGAUAUAUGGAUUUAUGAAUUGUAAUAAUGAAUUACAAUAAUGAGUGUAAUCAACACUCUGCAGCUUUACAUUCUGUAUGGGAUAAUGUAUCCAGUCGUGUGCAUAGAAAUUAUAUACCAUGUCAAUGAAGAAGACAGUCCACACACAUAUAUAGGAGACAUUGCUGCUGACUCCAACUUAUCACACCCUCUCACACAUCAACAACACACUCUCAUUACAUUUACACAACUGCAAAGGAAAGUGUCAAGUGGGUCUCAAUUAUUCAAUGUCACCAACUCAGGAAAACUCUACACUACUCAAACACUGGAUGCUGAGUCUCUGUGUACAUACAACAAGGAAUGUUCCAGAAUUGUUAAAGUAGCAGUGAGGAAAACAGGAACAUUUAUAAAGAUAUUGAAGAUAAAAAUAAUUAUAGAAGAUAUCAACGAUCAUCAACCACAGUUUCCAGAUGAUCAAAUUAAAAUAGAGUUUUAUGAGACGGAUGUAAAAGGAUUUUCAAAAUCAAUACCAAAUGCUGUUGAUAAAGACAUUGGUCUUCUCAAUUCUAACAUCACAUACAGACUCGAUGAUAAAAGCAAGAAAUUCUCACUAUCCAUAUUUAAAGGAUUUGAUGGAAUAAACUUACUUAAAAUAACUCUAGAAGGAAUGUUAGACAGAGAAGAAAUUCACAGUUACAUGUUACAUUUAGUAGCUAAAGAUGGAGGUACUCCACCAAAAGAAAGUAUAUUGAACAUAUAUAUUUCUGUUACAGAUGUUAAUGACAACCAACCAAUGUUUACACAAAAAUCAUAUAAUACUACCAUCACCGACACACAUCACAUAUCUUCUCCUGUGAUUCUUUUAUCUGCAACAGAUUUAGAUUCUGGUCAAAAUGGGAACAUUACUUACUAUUUACAUAGAAAUACAAAUAAAUAUGCCAGAAAACAUUUCAAAUUAAAUUCUAAAACAGGAGAAAUUUUCAUCAAUGAUAAUUUCUUUAGAAAUAAAGAAAAUAAAUAUCAAUUGUACAUUGAAGCCAGAGAUGGUGGAAAUCCUUCAUUAAGCUCCAUGGCAAUGUUAAUUAUUAAUAUCAUUAACAAUCAAAAUAAUGUUCCAUCUAUAAAUAUAGAUUUUGUAUCACCUUUAACAGAGACCUCUACUGCUGUUUCAGAAGCAAGUCAAAUUGGUAGUUUUAUAGCUUAUGUUAUGGUUACUGACACUGAUAGUGGACCUAAUGGACAAAUUAAAUGUAAUAUUCACCAUAAAAUGUUCCAGCUUUCAAAUAUGGGUUCUAAAGAAUAUAAAAUAUUGGUGAAAGAACCUCUUGACAGAGAAACUAUAGACCAUUAUGUUGUUUCUAUUGUAUGUCAUGACAUGGGAUCACCUCCAUUAAAGACUAAGAAACAGUUCUCUGUCAAAGUAACUGAUGUCAAUGAUGUAGAACCACAUUUUACCAAAGAGACAUUCCAAUUCCUCACCUAUGAAAACCAGAAAGUUGACUUCCCUAUUGGCUUCAUCAAUGCUACAGACCCUGAUCUUGGAGAUGGAGGCCAACUUACAUAUUCUAUCAUCAAUGAUAACAACAAUGAUAACAUUCCUUUCCAACUGACAAAAUAUGGAUUUAUUUCUACAUCACAACCAAUAGAUCGAGAAGUGAAAGACAUCUAUAAUUUACAAGUUUUAGUCAAAGAUAAUGGAACACCUUCUCUGAACAACACUGCUAACAUUCUUAUUGAGAUUCUAGAUAAAAAUGAUAAUGCACCUUAUUUCAUCUUUCCUAACAAUGACCCUUACAAUCUAGAUGUCCACUACCAUCCACACAGUAAGAAGGACAUCACAAUUCUGAAAGCAUCUGACAAAGACACUGGAAACAAUGCUUUCCUCACAUAUGGAAUACUGAGAUCCAAUGAUAAAAACCUGUUUACAGUGAACUCACACACUGGUGUGUUAUCUUUCUCUCGCACAGUUUACCAAAAUGAUGCAGGAACAUAUGAACUGCAGUUUAUAGUGAAAGACGGUGGUACUCCAGUUCAAUCAGCAACAACUGCUAUCAUACUAACACUGUUUGUUAGUAAUGAUACAUCUCCAAUGUUGAAUGCUAUCCACUCACAGUCUGAUAACAACCUGAAUAUGACUUGGAUAAUUAUCAUUGUAGCAGCAGCUGUAAUACUAUCUGUGGCUGUUGUAGUGUCCAUAACAAUGUGUGUUUUUAGAUGUAUUAAUCACAUCAAUAAUUCAUCUGCAGAAAAAAAUAAUCCAAAAUUUCUCUCUCAAACUGAGAUGAGACAAAUUCUGUAUCAGACUAACAAUCCUGUUGCAAUAACUCGGAAUGCAGAAGACAUAUUUGCCAGAAAUCUUCAAUCUAUAAAUCCUAAAAGCCCAUAUUAUCCAGAGAUAGACCAGUUAAGUGGUGAAUGGAAAUUCUCAACAACACACAGGAGACUUCCAUCCAUUCCACAAGUUUCAGGUGGAUCUUGUGAUCAAAUUGACAACACCAGUAUUGUGACAUCAAACAACCUAAGUGAUACAUUGCCAUCUCAAAGAGAUUGCAAACAUGGAUGGAAUGAAGCUGAUGUUAAACAUCAGACAUCAGAAUACAGUAACUAUACACCAAACAUACCUCCAAUACCAAAAGGUGAACAUGAACAAGACACAUAUCUUGAACCAGUAUAUAAGCAAUACUGUCAUUGUCAAACUACUACAGCAGCAGUUACACAGGAAUACUACAAAAGAACAAAUGCCUGUUAUAAGAAUCACAAAAGAUUGAAUAAUUUUGAAAUAAUGAAUUACAACAAUGAUUAUAAUCAACACAUAAAAUUUUACUUUCUCUAUGGAUUGAUGUAUACUGUAGUUUCUAUAGACAUUACUUACUAUGUCAAGGAAGAAGAUAGUCCUCACACCUAUAUAGGAGACAUUUCCGUUGACUCCAACUUAUCACACCCUCUCACACAUCAACAACACACUCUCAUUACAUUUACACAACUACAAAGGACAGUCGAGAGUGGUUCUCAUUUAUUUAAUGUCACCAACUCAGGAAAACUAUACACUACUCAAACACUGGAUGCUGAGUCUCUGUGUACAUACAACAAGGAAUGUUCCAGAAUAGUUAAGGUGGCAGUGAGGAAAGCAGGAACAUUUAUAAAGAUAUUGAAGAUAAAAAUAAUUAUAGAAGAUAUUAAUGACCACCAGCCAGAGUUUCCUCAAAAGCAAAUAAAAUUACAGUUUGAUGAAUAUUACAGCAAAGGAACUGCAAAAUCAAUACCAAAUGCUGUUGAUAAAGACAUUAGUCUUCCAAAUUCUAAGAUAAUAUAUAAACUCAAAGAUAAAAGCAAAACAUUCUCACUCUCCAUAUUUAAAGAAUCUGAUGGAAUAAGUUUACUUAAAAUAAUUCUAGAAGGAAUGUUAGAUAGAGAAUUAAAAGACACUUAUAUGUUACAGUUGAUGGCUAGAGAUGGAGGUUCUCCACCAAAAGAAGGUAUUCUGGACAUUGAAAUAUCUGUUAUUGAUGUCAAUGAUAACAGACCUACGUUUACACAAAAAUUAUAUAAUACCACCAUCAGUGAUACACAUCAUAUAUCUUCUCCUGUUUUUGUUUUAUCAGCAACAGAUUUAGAUUCUGGUCAAAAUGGAAAUAUUAAUUAUUUUUUACAUAGAAAUACAAAUGAAUAUGAUAAAAAGUAUUUCAAAUUAAAUCAUAAAUCUGGAGAAAUCUUCAUCAAUGAUAAUUUCUUUAGAAAUAAGGAAAGUAAAUACCAGUUAUAUGUUGGAGCUAGGGAUGGCGGAAAUCCUUCAUUAAGCUCCAUGUCAACGUUGAUUAUAAAUGUAAUUAACAAUCAAAAUAAUGUGCCAUCUAUAAAUAUAGAUUUUGUAUCACCUUUAACAAAGACUUCUACUGCUAUCUCAGAAGCAAGUAAAAUUGGAAGUUUUAUAGCUUAUGUUAUGGUCACUGACACUGAUAGAGGACCUAAUGGACAAAUUAAAUGUAAUAUUCACCAUAAAAUGUUCCAGCUUUCUAAUAUGGGUUCUAAAGAAUAUAAAAUAUUGGUGAAAGAACCUCUGGACAGAGAAACUAUAGACCAUUAUGUUGUUUCUAUUGUAUGUCAUGACAUGGGAUCACCUCCAUUAAAGACUAAGAAACAGUUCUCUGUCAAAGUAACUGAUGUCAAUGAUGUAGAACCACAUUUUACCAAAGAGACAUUCCAAUUCCUCACCUAUGAAAACCAGAAAGUUGACUUCCCUAUUGGCUUCAUCAAUGCUACAGACCCUGAUCUUGGAGAUGGAGGCCAACUUACAUAUUCUAUCAUCAAUGAUAACAACAAUGAUAACAUUCCUUUCCAACUGACAAAAUAUGGAUUUAUUUCUACAUCACAACCAAUAGAUCGAGAAGUGAAAGACAUCUAUAAUUUACAGGUUUUAGUCAAAGAUAAUGGAACACCUUCUCUGAAUAACACUGCCAACAUUCUUAUAGAGAUUCUAGAUAAAAAUGAUAAUGCUCCGUAUUUUACACUUCCUAAUAAUGACCCUUACAAUCUAGAUGUCCACUACCAUCCACACAGUAAGAAGGACAUCACAAUUUUGAAAGCAUCUGACAAAGACACUGGAAACAAUGCUUUCCUCACAUAUGGAAUACUGAGAUCCAAUGAUAAAAACCUGUUUACAGUGAACUCACACACUGGUGUGUUAUCUUUCUCUCGCACAGUCUACCAAAAUGAUGCAGGAACAUAUGAGCUGCAGUUUAUAGUGAAAGACGGUGGUACUCCAGUUCAAUCAGCAACAACUGCUAUCAUACUAACACUGUUUGUUAGUAACGAUACAUCUCCAAUGUUGACUGCUAUCCACUCACAGUCUGAUAACAACCUGGAUAUGACUUGGAUAAUUAUCAUUGUAGCAGCAGCUGUAAUACUAUCUGUGGCUGUUGUUGUGUCAAUAACAAUGUGUGUUUUCAAAUGUAUUAAUCACUUCAAUAAUUCAUCUGGAGAAAAAGAUAAUCCAAAAUUUCUAUCGAGGACUGAAAUGAGACAAAUUCUGUAUCAGACAAACAAUCCUGUUGCAAUAACUCGCAAUGCAGAAGAGAUAUUUAGCAGAAAUCUUCAGUCAAUAAACCCCAAAAGUCCAUAUUAUCCAGAGAUGGAACAAUCAGCCAAUGAAUGGAAAUUCUCAACAACACCCAGGCGACUUCCACCAGUUCCACAGAUCUACAAUAAACAGAUUUCAGAUGAGUCUUGUGAGCAAGGUGACAAUGGCAGCAUUGUGACAUCAAACAACCUAAGUGAUACAUUACCGUCUCAAAGAGAUCGCUGCCGUGGAUGGAGUGAAGGGGAUAUUAAAAAUCAUAUAUCAGCCUUAGACAUUACUUACCAUAUCAAUGAAGAAGACAGUCCUCACACCUAUAUAGGAGACAUUGCUGUUGACUCCAACUUAUCACACCCUCUCACACAUCAACAACACACUCUCAUUACAUUUACACAACUACAAAGGACAGUCGAGAGUGGUUCUCACUUAUUUAAUGUCACCAACUCAGGAAAACUAUACACUACUCAAACACUGGAUGCUGAGUCUCUGUGUACAUACAACAAGGAAUGUUCCAGAACAGUGAAAGUAGCAGUGAGGAAAGGAAAAACAUUUAUGAAGAUUUUGAAGGUGAAAAUAAUUAUAGAAGAUAUCAAUGACCACCAGCCAGAGUUUCCAUCGAACCAAUUAAAAGUCAAAUUUUAUGAAACAGAAGGGAAAGGAUCAACAAAAUCAAUACCAAAUGCUGUUGAUAAAGACAUUGGUCUUCCAAAUUCUAAGAUAAUAUAUAAACUCAAAGAUAAAAGCAAAACAUUCUCACUCUCCAUAUUUAAAGAAUCUGAUGGAAUAAAUUUACUUAAAAUAAUUCUAGAAGGAAUGUUAGAUAGAGAAUUAAAAGACACAUAUAUGUUACAGUUGAUUGCUAGAGAUGGAGGUUCUCCACCAAAAGAAGGUAUUCUGGACAUUGAAAUAUCUGUUAUUGAUGUCAAUGAUAACAGACCUACGUUUACACAAAAAUUAUAUAAUACCACCAUCAGUGAUACACAUCAUAUAUCUUCUCCUGUUUUUGUUUUAUCAGCAACAGAUUUAGAUUCUGGUCAAAAUGGAAAUAUUAAUUAUUUUUUACAUAGAAACACAAAUGAAUAUGAUAAAAAGUAUUUCAAAUUAAAUCAUAAAUCUGGAGAAAUCUUCAUCAAUGAUAAUUUCUUUAGAAAUAAGGAAAGUAAAUACCAGUUAUAUGUUGAAGCUAGGGAUGGCGGAAAUCCUUCAUUAAGCUCCAUGUCAACGUUGAUUAUAAAUGUAAUUAACAAUCAAAAUAAUGUGCCAUCUAUAAAUAUAGAUUUUGUAUCACCUUUAACAAAGACUUCAACUGCUAUUUCAGAAGACAGUCAAAUUGGUAGUUUUAUAGCUUAUGUUAUGGUAACUGACACUGAUAGUGGACCUAAUGGACAAAUAAAAUGUAAUAUUCAUCAUAAAAUGUUCCAGCUUUCCAAUAUGGGUUCUAAAGAAUAUAAAAUAUUGGUGAAAGAACCUCUUGACAGAGAAACUAUAGACCAUUAUGUUGUUUCUAUUGUAUGUCAUGACAUGGGAUCACCUCCAUUAAAGACUAAGAAACAGUUCUCUGUCAAAGUAACUGAUGUCAAUGAUGUAGAACCACAUUUUACCAAAGAGACAUUCCAAUUCCUCACCUAUGAAAACCAAAAAGUUGACUUCCCUAUUGGCUUCAUCAAUGCUACAGACCCUGAUCUUGGAGAUGGGGGCCAACUUACAUAUUCUAUCAUCAAUGAUAACAACAAUGAUAACAUUCCUUUCCAACUGACAAAAUAUGGAUUUAUUUCUACAUCACAACCAAUAGAUCGAGAAGUGAAAGACAUCUAUAAUUUACAGGUAUUAGUCAAAGACAAUGGAACACCUUCUCUGAAUAACACUGCCAACAUUCUUAUAGAGAUUCUAGAUAAAAAUGAUAAUGCUCCGUAUUUUAUCUUUCCUAAUAAUGACCCUUACAAUCUAGAUGUCCACUACCAUCCACACAGUAAGAAGGACAUCACAAUUCUGAAAGCAUCUGACAAAGACACUGGAAACAAUGCUUUCCUCACAUAUGGAAUACUGAGAUCCAAUGAUAAAAACCUGUUUACAGUGAACUCACACACUGGUGUGUUAUCUUUCUCUCGCACAGUUUACCAAAAUGAUGCAGGAACAUAUGAGCUGCAGUUUAUAGUGAAAGACGGUGGUACUCCAGUUCAAUCAGCAACAACUGCUAUCAUACUAACACUGUUUGUUAGUAACGAUACAUCUCCAAUGUUGACUGCUAUCCACUCACAGUCUGAUAACAACCUGAAUAUGACUUGGAUAAUUAUCAUUGUAGCAGCAGCUGUAAUACUAUCUGUGGCUGUUGUAGUGUCAAUAACACUGUGUGUUUUCAAAUGUAUUAAUCACUUCAAUAAUUCAUCUGCAGAAAAAAAUAAUACAAAAUUUCUAUCGAGGACUGAAAUGAGACAAAUUCUGUAUCAGACUAACAAUCCUGUUGCAAUAACUCGGAAUGCGGAAGAUAUAUUUAGCAGAAAUCUUCAGUCAAUAAACCCUAAAUGUUCAUACUAUCCAGAAAUAGACCAGUUGACCAAUGAAUGGAAAUACUCAACAACACCCAGAAAACUUCCACCAGUUCCACAGAUCUAUAAUAAACAGGUUUCAGAUGGGUCUUAUGAGCAAGGUGACAACAGUAGCACUUUGACAUCAAACAACCUAAGUGAUACAUUGCCAUCUCAAAGAGAUCACAACUGUGGUUGGAAUGAAGGAGAUAUUAAGCAUCAACCAGCAGCUUAUCCAAAAUCACCCUUCACACCAUGCAAGUUUGGUGGAAUUAACAGCUCUGUAGCCAACAACCUAAUUAUGAAACAAGUUGGACUGGACUACAUUUACCAUGUCAAUGAAGAAGACAGUCCACACACAUACAUUGGAGAUAUUGCAGCUAACUCUAACCUAUCAAAUCCUCUUACACAUCAACGGCUCACACUCAUUACAUUUACACAACUACAGAGAACAGUAUCAAGUGGUUCUCACUUAUUUAAUGUCACAAGCUUAGGAAAACUAUACACUACUCAAACAUUGGAUGCUGAAAAACUUUGUGUUUACAAGAAAGAAUGCUCUAGAACUGUUAAAGUAGCAGUAAGGAAAGAGGAAACAUUUCUAAAGAUAUUAAACAUUAAAAUAAUUAUAGAAGAUAUUAAUGAUCAUCAACCAGAGUUCCCAUCAAACAAAAUAAAAAUCAAAUUCUAUGAAACAGAUGUGAAAGGAUCAACAAAAUCAAUACCAAAUGCUGUUGAUAAAGACAUUAGUCUUCCAAAUUCUAAGAUAAUAUAUAAACUCAAAGAUAAAAGCAAAAAAUUCUCGCUCUCCAUAUUUAAAGAAUCUGAUGGAAUAAAUUUACUUAAAAUAAUUCUAGAAGGAAUGUUAGAUAGAGAAUUAAAAGACACAUAUAUGUUACAGUUGAUUGCAAGAGAUGGGGGUUCUCCACCAAAAGAAGGUAUUCUGAACAUUGAAAUAUCUGUUAUUGAUGUCAAUGAUAACAGACCUACGUUUACACAAAAAUUAUAUAAUACCACCAUCAGUGACACACAUCAUAUAUCUUCUCCUGUUUUUGUUUUAUUGGCAACAGAUUUAGAUUCUGGUCAAAAUGGAAAUAUUAAUUAUUUUUUACAUAGAAAUACAAAUGAAUAUGAUAAAAAGUAUUUCAAAUUAAAUCAUAAAUCUGGAGAAAUCUUCAUCAAUGAUAAUUUCUUUAGAAAUAAGGAAAGUAAAUACCAGUUAUACGUUGAAGCUAGGGAUGGUGGAAAUCCUUCAUUAAGCUCCAUGUCAACGUUGAUUAUAAAUGUAAUUAACAAUCAAAAUAAUGCUCCAGCAAUAAAUAUAGAUUUUAUAUCACCUUUAACAAAGACUUCUACAGGUAUUUCAGAAGCAAGUAAAAUUGGGAGUUUUAUAGCUUAUGUUAUGGUCAUUGACACUGAUAAUGGGCCUAAUGGACAAAUUAAAUGUAAUAUUCACCAUAAAAUGUUCCAGCUUUCUAAUAUGGGUUCUAAAGAAUAUAAAAUAUUGGUGAAAGAACCUCUUGACAGAGAAACUAUAGACCAUUAUGUUGUUUCUAUUGUAUGUCAUGACAUGGGAUCACCUCCAUUAAAGACUAAGAAACAGUUCUCUGUCAAAGUAACUGAUGUCAAUGAUGUAGAACCACAUUUUACCAAAGAGACAUUCCAAUUCCUCACCUAUGAAAACCAGAAAGUUAACUUCCCUAUUGGCUUCAUCAAUGCUACAGACCCUGAUCUUGGAGAUGGAGGCCAACUUACAUAUUCUAUCAUCAAUGAUAACAACAAUGAUAACAUUCCUUUCCAACUGACAAAAUAUGGAUUUAUUUCUACAUCACAACCAAUAGAUCGAGAAGUGAAAGACAUCUAUAAUUUACAAGUUUUAGUCAAAGAUAAUGGAACACCUUCUCUGAACAACACUGCUAACAUUCUUAUUGAGAUUCUAGAUAAAAAUGAUAAUGCACCUUAUUUCAUCUUUCCUAACAAUGACCCUUACAAUCUAGAUGUCCACUACCAUCCACACAGUAAGAAGGACAUCACAAUUCUGAAAGCAUCUGACAAAGACACUGGAAACAAUGCUUUCCUCACAUAUGGAAUACUGAGAUCCAAUGAUAAAAACCUGUUUACAGUGAACUCACACACUGGUGUGUUAUCUUUCUCUCGCACAGUUUACCAAAAUGAUGCAGGAACAUAUGAGCUGCAGUUUAUAGUGAAAGACGGUGGUACUCCAGUUCAAUCAGCAACAACUGCUAUCAUACUAACACUGUUUGUUAGUAAUGAUACAUCUCCAAUGUUGACUGCUGUCCACUCACAGUCUGAUAACAACCUGAAUAUGACUUGGAUAAUUAUCAUUGUAGCAGCAGCUGUAAUACUAUCUGUGGCUAUUGUAGUGUCAAUAACAAUGUGUGUUUUCAAAUGUAUUAAUCACUUCAAUAAUUCAUCUGCAGAAAAAGAUAAUCCAAAAUUUCUCUCUCAGACUGAAAUGAGACAAAUUCUGUAUCAGACAAACAAUCCUGUUGCAAUAACUCGGAAUGCAGAAGAGAUAUUUAGCAGAAAUCUUCAGUCAAUAAACCCUAAAUGUUCAUACUAUCCAGAAAUAGACCAGUUGACCAAUGAAUGGAACUACUCAACAACACCCAGAAAACUUCCACCAGUUCCACAGAUCUAUAAUAAACAGGUUGCAGAUGGGUCUUAUGAGCAAGGUGACAACAGUAGCACUUUGACAUCAAACAACCUAAGUGAUACAUUGCCAUCUCAAAGAGAUCACAACUGUGCUUGGAAUGAAGGGGAUAUUAAGCAUCAACCAGCAGCUUAUCCAAAAUCACCCUUCACACCAUGCAAGUUUGGUGGAAUUAACAGCUCUGUAGCCAACAACCUAAUUAUGAAACAAGUUGGACUGGACUACAUUUACCAUGUCAAUGAAGAAGACAGUCCACACACAUACAUUGGAGAUAUUGCAGCUAACUCUAACCUAUCAAAUCCUCUUACACAUCAACAGCUCACACUCAUUACAUUUACACAACUACAGAGAACAGUAUCAAGUGGUUCUCACUUAUUUAAUGUCACAAGCUUAGGAAAACUAUACACUACUCAAACAUUGGAUGCUGAAAAACUUUGUGUUUACAAGAAAGAAUGCUCUAGAACUGUUAAAGUAGCAGUAAGGAAAGAGGAAACAUUUCUAAAGAUAUUAAACAUCAAAAUAAUUAUAGAAGAUAUUAAUGAUCAUCAACCAGAAUUCCCAUCAAACAAAAUAAAAUUCAAAUUUGAUGAAACAGAUGGGAAAGGAUCAACAAAAUCAAUACCAAAUGCUGUUGAUAAAGACAUUAGUCUUCCAAAUUCUAAGAUAAUAUAUAAACUCAAAGAUAAAAAAGGUAUUCUGACCAUUGAAAUAUCUGUUAUUGAUGUCAAUGAUAACAGACCUACAUUUACACAAAAAUUAUAUAAUACCACCAUCAGUGAUACACAUCAUAUAUCUUCUCCUGUUUUUGUUUUAUCAGCAACAGAUUUAGAUUCUGGUCAAAAUGGAAAUAUUAAUUAUUUUUUACAUAGAAAUACAAAUGAAUAUGAUAAAAAGUAUUUCAAAUUAAAUCAUAAAUCUGGAGAAAUCUUCAUCAAUGAUAAUUUCUUUAGAAAUAAGGAAAGUAAAUAUCAGUUAUACGUUGAAGCUAGGGAUGGUGGAAAUCCUUCAUUAAGUGCCAUGUCAACGUUGAUUAUAAAUGUAAUUAACAAUCAAAAUAAUGCUCCAGCAAUAAAUAUAGAUUUUGUAUCACCUUUAACAAAGACUUCUACUGCUAUUUCAGAAGGAAGUAAAAUUGGUAGUUUUAUAGCUUAUGUUAUGGUCAUUGACACUGAUAGAGGACCUAAUGGACAAAUUAAAUGUAAUAUUCACCAUAAAAUUUUCCAGCUUUCUAAUAUGGGUUCUAAAGAAUAUAAAAUAUUGGUGAAAGAACCUCUUGACAGAGAAACUAUAGACCAUUAUGUUGUUUCUAUUGUAUGUCAUGACAUGGGAUCACCUCCAUUAAAGACUAAGAAACAGUUCUCUGUCAAAGUAACUGAUGUCAAUGAUGUAGAACCACAUUUUACCAAAGAGACAUUCCAAUUCCUCACCUAUGAAAACCAGAAAGUUGACUUCCCUAUUGGCUUCAUCAAUGCUACAGACCCUGAUCUUGGUGAUGGAGGCCAACUUACAUAUUCUAUCAUCAAUGAUAACAACAAUGAUAACAUUCCUUUCCAACUGACAAAAUAUGGAUUUAUUUCUACAUCACAACCAAUAGAUCGAGAAGUGAAAGACAUCUAUAAUUUACAGGUAUUAGUCAAAGACAAUGGAACACCUUCUCUGAAUAACACUGCCAACAUUCUUAUAGAGAUUCUAGAUAAAAAUGAUAAUGCUCCAUAUUUUAUCUUUCCUAAUAAUGACCCUUACAAUCUAGAUGUCCACUACCAUCCACACAGUAAGAAGGACAUCACAAUUCUGAAAGCAUCUGACAAAGACACUGGAAACAAUGCUUUCCUCACAUAUGGAAUACUGAGAUCCAAUGAUAAAAACCUGUUUACAGUGAACUCACACACUGGUGUGUUAUCUUUCUCUCGCACAGUUUACCAAAAUGAUGCAGGAACAUAUGAGCUGCAGUUUAUAGUGAAAGAUGGUGGUACUCCAGUUCAAUCAGCAACAACUGCUAUCAUACUAACACUGUUUGUUAGUAAUGAUACAUCUCCAAUGUUGACUGCUAUCCACUCACAGUCUGAUAACAACCUGAAUAUGACUUGGAUAAUUAUCAUUGUAGCAGCAGCUGUAAUACUAUCUGUGGCUGUUGUAGUGUCAAUAACAAUGUGUGUUUUCAAAUGUAUUAAUCACUUCAAUAAUUCUUCUGGAGAAAAAAAUAAUCCAAAAUUUCUCUCUCAGACUGAAAUGAGACAAAUUCUGUAUCAGACUAACAAUCCUGUUGCAAUAACAAGAAAUGCAGAAGAUAUAUUUAACAGAAAUCUUCAGUCAAUAAAUCAGAAAAGUCCUUACUACCCUGAAAUGGAAGAAACUGUUGGUGAAUGGAAAUUCUCAACAACACCCAGAAGAUUACCACCCACACCACAGAUCUAUAAUAAGCAGGUUUCAGAUGGAUCUGGUGAGCAAAAUGACACCAGCAGCAUUGUGACAUCAAACAACCUAAGUGAUACAUUACCAUCUCAAAGAGAUCGUGGCCGUGGAUGGAGUGAAGGAGAUAUUACACAUCAGAUAUCAGAAUAUGGUAACUACACACCAAACAUACCACCAAUGCCAAAGGGUGAACAUGAACAAGACACAUAUCUUGAACCUGUAUACAAGAAAUACAGCAGUUAUACAGGAACAGUAUGGAAGAAUCGAUGUCUUCGAAAGAGGCACAAACAAAGGAUUAAACAAUUUGCAAGUGGAUCUAACUUAUUUAAUAUCACCAACUUGGGAAAACUUUACACUACUCAGACAUUAGAUGCUGAAUCACUUUGUACAUAUAAGAAAGAAUGUUUCAAAGUGGUUAAAGUAGCAGUAAGGAAAGCAGAAACAUUUAUAAAGAUAUUGAAGAUAAAAAUAAUUAUAGAAGAUAUUAAUGAUCAUCAACCAGAGUUUCCAUCGAACCAAUUAAAAGUCAAAUUUUAUGAAACAGAUGGGAAAGGGUCAACAAAGUCAAUACCAAAUGCUGUUGAUAAAGACAUUGGUCUUCUCAAUUCUAACAUCACAUAUAAACUAAUAGAUAAAAGUAAUAAAUUUUCGCUACUUAUGUUUAAAGGAUUUGAUGGGGUAACCCUACUGGAAAUAACACUUGGGGAAAAAUUAGACAGAGAAUUUAAAAACAUUUAUACAUUACAGUUGGUGGCCAAGGAUGGAGGUUCUCCACCAAAAGAAGGAAUUCUGAAUAUUGAAAUACAUGUUAUAGAUGUCAAUGAUAAUCAACCACUUUUUAAACAAAAAUCAUAUAAUACUACCAUCAGUGAUACACAUCACAUAUCUUCCCCUGUGUUUCAUAUAUCAGCUACAGAUUUAGACUCUGGUCAAAAUGGACAUAUUACUUACUAUUUACAUAGAAAUACAAAUAAACAUACCAAAAAUAAGUUCAAAUUAAAUUCUAAAAGUGGAGAAAUCUACAUCAAUGAUAAUUUCUUUAGAAAUAAAGAAAGUAAAUAUCAGUUAUAUAUUGAAGCUAGGGAUGGUGGAAAUCCUUCAUUAAGCUCCAUGACAAUGCUGAUUAUUAAUGUUAUUAGCAAUCAAAAUAAUGCUCCAGCAAUAAAUAUAGAUUUUGUAUCACCUUUAACAGAGAGCUCUACUGCUGUUUCAGAAGCAAUGUUUCAACUUUCUAAUAUGGAUUCUAAAGAAUAUAAAAUAUUGGUGAAAGAACCUCUUGACAGAGAAACUAUAGACCAUUAUGUUGUCUCUAUUGUAUGUCAUGACAUGGGAUCACCUCCAUUAAAGACUAAGAAACAGUUCUCUGUCAAAGUAACUGAUGUCAAUGAUGUAGAACCACAUUUUACCAAAGAGACAUUCCAAUUCCUCACCUAUGAAAACCAGAAAGUUGACUUCCCUAUUGGCUUCAUCAAUGCUACAGACCCUGAUCUUGGAGAUGGAGGUCAACUUACAUAUUCUAUCAUCAAUGAUAACAACAAUGAUAACAUUCCUUUCCACCUGACAAAAUAUGGAUUUAUUUCUACAUCACAACCAAUAGAUCGGGAAGUGAAAGACAUCUAUAAUUUACAGGUAUUAGUCAAAGACAAUGGAACACCUUCUCUGAAUAACACUGCUAACAUUCUUAUUGAGAUUCUAGAUAAAAAUGAUAAUGCUCCAUAUUUUAUUUUUCCUAAUAAUGACCCUUACAAUUUAGAUGUCCACUACCAUCCACACAGUAAGAAGGACAUCACAAUUCUGAAAGCAUCUGACAAAGACACUGGAAACAAUGCUUUCCUCACAUAUGGAAUACUGAGAUCCAAUGAUAAAAACCUGUUUACAGUGAACUCACACACUGGUGUGUUAUCUUUCUCUCGCACAGUUUACCAAAAUGAUGCAGGAACAUAUGAGCUGCAGUUUAUAGUGAAAGAUGGUGGUACUCCAGUUCAAUCAGCAACAACUGCUAUCAUACUAACACUGUUUGUUAGUAAUGAUACAUCUCCAAUGUUGACUGCUAUCCACUCACAGUCUGAUAACAAUCUGAAUAUGACUUGGAUAAUUAUCAUUGUAGCAGCAGCUGUAAUACUAUCUGUGGCUGUUGUAGUGUCAAUAACACUGUGUGUUUUCAAAUGUAUUAAUCACUUCAAUAAUUCUUCUGGAGAAAAAAAUAAUCCAAAAUUUCUCUCUCAGACUGAAAUGAGACAAAUUCUGUAUCAGACUAACAAUCCUGUUGCAAUAACUCGGAAUGCAGAAGAGAUAUUUAGCAGAAAUCUUCAGUCAAUAAACCCCAAAAGCUCAUAUUAUCCAGAGAUGGAACAAUUAGCCAAUGAAUGGAAAUUCUCAACAACACCUAGGCGAUUGCCACCAGUUCCACAGCAUUACAAUAAGGAUGUGGAAGAGAGUUCAACUGAACAAAAAUGUUUUAAUGCCAGCAUUGUGACAUCAAACAAUCUAAAUGAUACACUACCCUCUCUUAAAGAACGGAACCGUGGGUGGAGUGAAGGUGACAUUACAUCUCAGAAAUCUGGAGCAUCAGAAUACAGUAACUAUCGACCAAACAUACCUCCUACACCAAAACAUGAUCAAGAACAAGAAACCUAUCUAGAGCCUGUAUAGCAUGCAAUUUGUACUUAGAAAAAUAAUGCAAAAUAAUCUCCCCAUAAUUUUAUCAUUUUCACAAACAAUAUUCAAUUCAGUAAGAUGAAUGGUUUAUAAAUGUUAUUUUCCUUAAUCAACAUAGAAUCUAAAUAGCACUUGAUAACAUUCCUAUAAGUCUGUAACUUCAGUUGAAUUUUCUUCCCUAUAAUACGAAUUAAGGUGGUGAGCAAAAUGCUUAGCAGCAUUUCAUAUCUCAUUACAUUCUAAGCUCAAAUUCCACCAAGGUUGACUUUGCCUUUCAUCCUUUCAGGAUGCACUGGGGUCAAUGUAACUGACUCACCCCUCCCCAAACUAGCUGGCCUCGUGCCAAGAUUUGAAACCAAUAUAUAAUACAAAUUAUAGAUAAUGUUCAGUUUAUAUACACAUUAUUUGAGAAAAGAAUGUAAUUUUAAAAUAUUUUGCUUAAAAACUAAUGGCAAAGGUAUAUUUUAUCCACAUACCAUCAAUUCCUUUCUCACCUUUCAUGAUCAGAACUAUUCAUCAAUAAGUGAUUAAUAUAAAAAAGGAGAAAGUGGAUGUUGUAACUCUCAUGUUUUUUUUUCUGGGAUUAUUAUUAGAAAGAUAAGUGAAGUAAAGUGAACUAGUUAAGUUUAGGAGCUAAUGCUAGUUCAAGGGUUGUUUUUAAGAUUUUAUCUUCUACUUUAAGAAACUUAGGUAUUUUUAAAAAUUAUAUUUUGUAAUUUGAAAAUUGUAAUUGUAAAAAUGAAAAGUAAAACACUUUAUUAAAUCAUGAUUAGAGUAAAACAAAAAUUGAAAUCAAAAUCUACUGAAGAAAAAUAGCACCAUUUUAUUUACUUCAUAAAAUUUUUAUAAGCUACUUUCAUGAAUUUAACCAUACAUGCAAAUUGAUAGUACUCAAGAUACUGUUUCAGCUUCACACCUAUUAUUAUGUACCAACCCACCUGGAGCAAAAAAUGGCUGAACUUAGGUUCUUGGGGAGAGAAUGCAGCUCCUUAAUUCAUAUGAUAGAAAUGAUUAUAUCAUUUGGAACGAUAACAUUCUGCAAGAUCUUAAGAUUUAAAGAACAAAAGUAGAUGUUUUCCUUCAUAAACUUGCAGGUGGCUGAUCAAAAUCAAGUCUAAAUUAAAAAGAGAAAAAGAACAUACAUACAACCACACACAUACAUAUCUAUGUACAUGUAUGUAUUCAUUGCUUUUUGCUACUCUAUCCUACUGCCUGAUUCACAAUUCCAGUUCAUCAAUAUAUUGCUAUUGCAACAUCACUGCUACACAGGAAUACUGUACCAGGAUAUCUGUCUAGUUACAUACUGUAACAACAAUGGAUUGGGCAAUGCAGAAUAUAAAAGCAAGCAACCAAAACUACUUCUGAAGUAAGAAAAGAAACUAUAUACAGAUGGCAGAUAAAAAUUUUCAACAAAUAAUCUUCUGACUCUGCUAGCAUUUAUGAUUUGUAGAUUAUAUUAAUAGCUAAUGAUUUCACUUAAAUAUGUCAUAUUCUAAACCAAUCUUUAUAUGAAUUAUAGGCAAUUAUUAAAUUAUUUUCUUUUAAGAUUCUAUCAUACUUAACAUUCUAACAAGAUGACAUUUUAAUCUGGUGGUUACAAAAAUAUUUCCACUAUGAAAAUAAUAGAAACCUUAUACAGAGUAAAAUGUAAUUGUUGUUUCCAUUAGAUUUAUUUCCAGUUGAAAGGGGAAGAUGAAUUUGAGUUUCAAAUAAAAAAUAAACAGAAAAUGUAUAUAAAACACACCAAACACUCACACAUGCACUAAAAUAUAUUUCGAAAUUUUCAAAUUUCUGUUGUGAUAAUAAAUAUUUCAACUAAAUUAAUAUUUAUCCAUAAGAUAAUUUAAAUGCUAUGUGUAGCUCAUGAUAUACCUUGCAUAUUAAAGUAAUAUUGCUAACAUUUGAGUUCAGUUUGAUUAGGCUUCAAAAUGCAUCGUAUAUGAACUGAUUGUCAUAGACUUAUUCAAAGUGUUUAUCAACAUAAAAUUACUGUAAUACAUCUCAUGAAAUAUUAUACUGAGACAUAAUAUCAGACACAGCCUUCAACAACAACAAUAAAAAAAUAUGUAAUAUGGGUAAGGCUUUAAAUUUUUUCUUCAUAAAUUUGCUGCAAUAAUGCAGUUUCUUAAAGCAUUAAAAAUAACCAAAAAGCUGCAAUAUGUGGUAUUCAUUCUUCAAAAAUUUCUGUUAAGGAUAAUAUGAAGGUAGAAUUUACAAUCAGAGAAAACUGAUGUGAAUCUACAUCAGUAACAAGUAAUCCACAAGAGUAUAAAAAAUGCCGCACAGUAUUUAUUCCAACUCACUGUACUUUGAGUUCAAGUAGCAUUAAAGCUAAUUUUGCUUUUCAUCUAAGUAGAGUUCAUAAAAAAGUACCAAUUCAGGGUGGUGGAUUGUUGUAACUAUCAAAAUGUCAGUCCAGAUACCUUGUAAUAUUUGUUCUGGAUGGGCCAUAGUGCCUAGAGUAGAAAAUAAUAUUUGUUCUGGAUUUUGUAUUCUAUGUUCAAAUCCUGCUAUGGCUUGCUUUGGUGGCAGACCUAAUCCAUUAUCCAGCUUAACAUCACUACUUCAUACUUUGGGUGCCUUUAUUGGGAUCCACUGUAUUGCAAGCAUUUGAGUCAGGCUUUGGUUUAAGAAUACCUCCUUCCCACCAAUGUCAGAAGCCCUGAAAAGAGUCAUAAGCACUGCCUUCCCUCCUGACUAUAAGUUUUUAAAAAUUAAUAAAUGUAAUUGCCAUAUGGAAAAGAACAAAAGUAUUUUGAGAUCAGGCCCUUAAAAUUAUCUAAACCAAUUUCUCAUUAGUUUUAUUAAAUAUACAAAACGAUAACAAGAAAAAUCACUGGUAUAUAUAUUUAAAAAACUAAAAUUACAAUCUUUAAGAUCAUAAUUUGAUGACUAACAUCACAAGUGAUGUGUAAAGCAUAGUUGAUUAUAAUGUUUUGUAACAACAUAUAGAUGUACCAUAAGUAAACAUAAACAUUUUCGUGCUAUCAUAAUUAUAGAAAACUCUGUAUUUAGCAAACCCUAAAAAUAUGAUUUGAUAUUUGGUCAUUAUUUCGCUAUUUUAUAUAACUUUGUUUAGUGAAUGUGGAUGUAUAUUUAAAUAGUUUGUUUAAUGAAUUUGGAUGUGUAUUUGUUUAUCAUAUUUUUAAUAAUAAUCUUCAAAUUCCAGGCUCAUAUUCUUUUGAUGGAUUCACAACUUAUGUAAUUGCAUAUAGAUAAUAUAUAUAUGAAAGGAAAAUUUGUCUAUUUCCUUAUGUUGUAACCAAAAGAAACUUGCAACAUUACAAAAUAAACUAGAUAUCUGAGAUUGAACUUCUGGAAAUCUUAGAGAAGUAAAUUCAAAAACAACUUUUUAAAUAUGGACUUUUAAAACAAGUUAAAGAAAAUGCAUUCCAUUUUCAAAAUCUUUCUUUGUUAAAAUCAUAAACUGAAUUGUUCUCAAUAAUGGAUGUAAAAUUCUUCUGUGUUGUAAUUAAUACCAUGCAUGAAAAGAUAGGUUUAAAGGAAAUGUUGUUAAGAGGCAUUGUUAAAAUUUAGUGUAAAUUCAUGAUUUCAUUAAAAUUUCAUUAAAACAAAACAUCUGAUUCACCAAUUUUUUCCAAUCAUCCUGAUACUUUUACCCAGGCUGUGAGCUAUACAUAACUCAACAUGUAUGAUGUUAACUGCCAUCUUAUGUAAUUAAAGCCAUUAUAAGUUGUCUGUUGUUGUAUUAUAGAUCUUUUUUAAUUUGUAAUUAAAUUUUGUAAAUAUGGGGUGAAAUGUAAAACUAUUCUGAUUGGCAAGCUCAAUUAUGCAAUGCAGUUUUCCUUUUUUUAAUAAACUGUUUCAAAUUAUGUUGAUAAUAAUGUCAAAUGAAUAAAUCAAUAUUCUGGUUAUGUUGAGAAAAAUAAAAAAAAUUAUGUACAAAGCUAUUUUAGUGUUUUUACAUAUGAAAAGUUAAAUGCCUAUUUGGAAUUUCAUAUUGUAACAAUAUAAGAAAUUCUUGUUUAAAUAUUAAAGCCUUUGACUGUCAGUACUAAAUAACUAUUGAUAUACACCAUCAUAUUUUUCUCUUUCACAAUAUAAUUUAUUUUUUUUAUUUUUUACAUUUUAAGUUCACUAUUUUAAUGUACAAAUUGUACUUUUUCUCAUUAGCUGCCUUUGAAUGAUUCUAGAUAAAAUGAUAUGCAUUCAUGAAACUAAAAAUAUCCCACUUUAAAUGAGAAGCAUCUAUAUGAACAUCAUUGUUCUCUCUGAAUAAUGUAAGAAACCCUUGGCAAUAUAAUAAAAUAUCAUUUCAUUGACAACAAAA